This is a messenger RNA of Salvelinus sp. IW2-2015, 847 nucleotides long. RefSeq names its product prostaglandin D2 synthase b, tandem duplicate 1 (gene ptgdsb.1). The record is from RefSeq and is a predicted model, not a curated record. Lineage: Eukaryota; Metazoa; Chordata; Actinopteri; Salmoniformes; Salmonidae. Gene Ontology annotation, molecular function: small molecule binding.
ACUCUCUCCUCACACACACCCUGGAAAGUUGAGCAGUCGCACACACCGAUCUGUAACCAUGAUGCUGAGGAUGAUGGGAGUUCUGCUGUGUGCUGCGCUGGUCGCCUGCGUCAACGUCGUGCCCCAGAAAGACUUCAACCUGGAGAAGAUGGCUGGUAGGUGGUGGAUUGUGGGCUUUGCCACCAACGCCCAUUGGUUUGUGAACCAUAAGGCUGACAUGAAGAUGGGCACUUCCGUGAUGCUGCCCACCGCCGGAGGAGACCUUGACCUCACCUACACCAACCUGAACGCUGAUGGUACUUGCUGGAGGAUGACACAUCUAGCCAAGAAGACUGACAUCCCAGGCCGCUUCACCUUCACCAGCCAGCGUUGGAACAAUGAAAAUGACAUGCGUGUGGUGGCUGUCCAGUAUGAUGACUUUGCUCUGAUCCACACCAUCAAGACCAAAGACGGAGUACCUGAGGUGCUCAACAAGCUCUACAGUCGCACUCCAGAGGUGAGCACAGCACUGCAGCAGAAGUUCAUGCAGUUCUCUCUGGAUACAGGAAUCAUCUCCGACAACAUCGCUAUCCUGCCCAAGAAUGGUGAAUGUACCGAGGCAUAAAGUGUUUCUUCACUGAACCCCCCCCCCCUCUCCUUCAUCCCUCGUCGAAUCCUCUUCCACGGUUCCACCUCUCCUUUUUCUCCCCAUUUCACAUCCAAACUCUUCUCCUGGGAGAAGACUGUGAAACAAGAAACCCCACCCCCUCGAUGCACCACUCUUCAUCCCUUUUCUACAUGUUUUUUACUGCUGAUAUCUGUUGUUUUGAUUUUCUUGUGCUGAAAUAAAGAAUGUGUAACAACUCAA